AUGUCUGGAAACAUCUUCAAAUGGAGGAGACGGCGACAGCUGUCCUCGGAUAUGGAUUCACGAUUUGGAGACGUAUCUAUCUCAUCUCCCAACGAGGGGUCGUGGAAUGAGAUGGCACAUAUGCAAACCACCCAUUCGCAACCGCCCGAAACAAACAAGGCUAGCCGCCUGAAAGCGCUGUUUCGUUCGAAUGCCGCAGAGCAGCCAGUGUAUACGAAUGCGGUACAACAGCCAGCUCCUGUGGUACGCCCUGAGAAACCAGAGAUUCAGGUGCCACAUCAUCCGAUGGUUGAUAUCGAGGCCCAUAAACGGUCCAUGUCGGCAGAGGGACGUCGGGGGUCUGGUGGACGACGAAAUGGUUCAGGUCAGACUCUUGUCAACACUGGCUCUCCGAGAAGCAUUGGCGAUGUGUUGGAUUCAUCGUCAUCCUGCAGCUGCGAUGGGGACGACGAAGAAGAAGAUGAGCGCAAGAUAAGACGACCUCCUCGCCAACGGAGUCAGUCGCAAGACUCAUCGUCUCAGCAUCAUACCAGCCGAGCAGCACGCCAGCAUCGAUCGCCACCGCUCUCGUCAACAGCCGUGAUGCGCCGAUACAGCUCCCAGAGCGCAGCUCAAAGCUCAGUCACAAACUCCACGCCCUCCACGGCGACGUUCAGCUCCAGGCACACCAGCAUGACCUCGGCGGCGUCCCACGGCCAUCACCAGCGCUCGAUUCCGCCGCGGUUGCAGGAAGAGAUUCCUCCCGUGCCCACGAUGAUUCCUUCCUUCUCGUCGACGCGCUGGGCAAAGAAGUCACGUGCAAAGGGCUCGACCAAGCGGGCGACGGGCAGCUCGAUUGGCCCACAGGAACUUGUUCCUUCGCACGACGAGCUCUGGGGAUACUGA
Messenger RNA from Talaromyces rugulosus, 885 nucleotides. RefSeq lists its product as uncharacterized. Bases 1 to 885 code for a protein of 294 amino acids. The record is from RefSeq and is a predicted model, not a curated record. NCBI's taxonomy places the organism in Eukaryota, Fungi, Ascomycota, Eurotiomycetes, Eurotiales, Trichocomaceae. The transcript has a single exon.